Vicia faba (fava bean) is the source of this 402-nucleotide messenger RNA. Lineage: Eukaryota; Viridiplantae; Streptophyta; Magnoliopsida; Fabales; Fabaceae. The record is from the annotation of a GenBank genome assembly.
AUGCCACAAGGGGAUAAGAGAAAAUUGUUUGCUCAACAUCAAGAAGGUGCAAGAAAGGAUAUCGAACGAGCAUUCAGAGUUCUACAAUCCCGUUUUGCAAUCAUACGUAACCCGGCUCGAUCUUGGCACUUGGAUGCACUGAAACGUAUAAUGAACACGUGCAUCAUAUUGCACAACAUGAUUGUUGAAGAUGAACGUGCCACCUAUGGGGGGAAUUUUGAUUAUUCUUAUGAUCAUUUGGGCAAUUACCCAACUGCACCACCAAACGAUUCUAAUAAUGAUUUUCAAGAGUUCUUACGUAGAAGACAUAAUGUUCGCGAUAAGCAAAUUCAUCGACACCUUCAACAGGACUUGAUAGAACACAUAUGGGAACGUUUUGGUCAUGAGAAUAACCAGAAUUAG